CUAAGGAAUGUGGCGGGGUAGAGGCCUGGGUGGGCCUAGAGACUGAAGUUGGAGUCUUGGGCUCUGGGAGAGUAGAAAGGGAACUCCUGGAUCAGGAAGAACAGGCCAAGACCAGGCAGGUGGAGGGAGCAAAGAGGCAGCAGUGGGAGAGAGCGGGUGUCAGCCAUGUCCCAGCCCAGGGGACACAGGAGGCCUAAGUCCCUGGGGCCUCCUGUGCGCAGCAUCCGGCCCUUCAAGUCCAGCAUGCAGUACCUGGAGGCCAUGAAGGAAGACCUGGCAGAGUGGCUUCGAGAUCUCUACGGGCUGGACAUUGAUGCAGACAACUUCCUGCAGGUGCUGGAGACGGGCCUGGUGCUGUGCCGGCACGCCAACGCUGUCACCAAGGCUGCCCUGGCCUUCCUGGCUGAGGCACCUGCUCAAGCCCAAAGGAUUCUUGUGCCUCGGGCUGGAGUUUUCUGCAAUGGGGCUGCUCAGCCGGGUACUUUCCAGGCCAGGGACAAUGUCUCCAACUUCAUCCAGUGGUGUCGCCACGAGAUGGGCAUCCAAGAAGUGCUGAUGUUCGAGACCGAGGACUUGGUGCUGCGCAAGAACGUGAAGAACGUGGUGCUGUGCUUGCUGGAGCUGGGCCGCCGGGCCUGGCGCUUCGGCGUGGCGGCGCCCACCCUCGUGCAGCUGGAGGAAGAGAUAGACGAGGAGCUGCGGCAAGAGCUUGCCCUGCCCCGGCCGGAACCCCCGCCGCCCGUGCCCCCCACGCGCCGGCCCUGCCACUUCCGCAACCUGGACCAGAUGGUGCAGAGCCUUGUGAGCCACUGCAGGUGCCCCGUGCAGUUCUCCAUGGUCAAGGUGUCAGAGGGGAAGUACCGAGUGGGGGACUCCAGCACCCUCAUCUUCAUCCGGAUCCUCCGGAGUCACGUGAUGGUGCGUGUGGGGGGCGGCUGGGACACGCUCGGCCACUAUCUGGACAAGCAUGAUCCCUGCCGGUGCACGUCCCUCUCGCACAAACCAGGCAGCUUCCUGAAGCCCGCAGCCCCUCCGGUGCAGCAUGAAGUGAGGGUGCAAGACGGACCCUUGCAGCCCCAGCCUACGAUGACCAUCAGCCGCUCCCAGAGCCCACUGCCCCCCGUGGACUGGAAGACAUACACUUCUUCAGGCCGAAGGCUGAGGCCCCCCACUCCUUCCUCCCCCAGACCCUGCAGAGAACGGGGAGCAGGGGCAGGGGCCCUCAGAGAGAUGGCACCAUUCCUGAGGUCCCAGGAGAGGUCACUCACAUCGCUCCGGAGGCAGCUGCCAGCUGGGGACAGUCCACCCAGCCCUCAACCCUCACCCACCUAUAGGCGCCAAGAGCCACAGUGUACCUUGUCAGGGAAGAGAGAGAGCAGAAGCUCCCCUGAACGCCCCAGGGGAAGGACUCCUACAUCCUGGGUUCCUGAGCAGACAGACACCCCAGAAACCCACACCAGGAUCCCCACUCCCCAGAAACUCCAAGUUCCUGAGGCCACCACCAAAGGGACACCAGCAAGAGGACCAUCUUCCCUGCCUCGUCCCCCUAGCCCAGCCAAGCCCCUGGGCCCCAGGUUGCCACUCCAGGGUGAAGCCGAGGGCGCUUUCUGCCAGCUCGGGGAGCCAACAACUGUCCGGUCUCCAUCCCCUGUUAAAGGACUCACCAAGAUCCCUGUCAGGCUGUCCCUGGCCCGCACCCCCACACCAGGAAGAAGCUUUCCAGGUACUGCAACGACAAGUGCCAUGACAGAACUGGGGAGAGGCCCCGUCCCAAUAAGGGCCAUCACCGGGGACCUGGCUGGGUCCAGACAUGUGAACUGCUCUGCGAAAAUGAGGCAGGGAGGCCAGGUCCCAGGAGAGGCUGCAGAGCCCUGGGGCCCAGGCCUGCAGGAACGGGAGGGAAAGUACACUCCCCGGCCCCCGGGCAGGACCGAGGAGCAAGCAGUCUCCUGUAGCCUGGAAGAGGAGAUCUUGGCCAACAUGAAGCUGCUGGACGUGGGGGGUGCCCGUUCUCAGGACACAGGGUCUGGAGUCAUCCCUCGCAGUGGAGUCUAUGUCCCCAGCCUGGGUGGCCGGUGGCCUGAGCCUGGGGGUCCUUAUGACAAAGUCAUCCAAGAACUGGCUCAGGGCCCUCCCCCUCUCCUUAAGGUAGACCUGAGAGCCUGGAAGGCAACCCUCGUGGGCUCCUCUAAGCCAGCGGUUGCCUCAGACACAGGAAGCCAACAGGGAAAGCUGGGAGCCCGAGGGAGCAGCGGGCCAAAGACCAAGCCAAGCCCGAGGGCCAAGAGCCCCAGGAUGAGCAAGGCCCCAUCUCUAGGAGGGCAGGACUGCUCGGGCCCACCCACAUCGGCCAGCCCCGAGGCCCCCACACAUCUGCCUUCUGACCCCAGUUGUGACAAAGCCAAGACACGUCUGGGCAAGGGCAAGAGGACACUCCGCAAACCCCAGAGGGUCCCGUCCAUCUACAAGCUGAAGCUGAGGCCCAGAAUGCGGCCCCGGAGAGACCACAGGCCUGAGAAGCAGCCUUCACGGAUCCCCAAGCCACUGGCCUACCUCCACCUGGGUCGGGCCAAUGUGCCCUCCAGGAGCAGGCUGCUCAGAGCUGCGCGGGGCUGCAAGGGAGGCGGGGCAUCCUGUGUGAAUGGAGUCUCAGCAGGUGAGCAGGAGGAGGAAAAGGAGAAGGAGCCCACCAUCCCACCGGAGGGCAGCCCCCAGGCUUUGGAGGGCCUGGAACCUGAGCAACUGGAUCAAACCCCACUCCCCGCUGAGGAGACCUGGGUCUGAGGGGCUGUGGGUGUGAGGGAGGAAGGGAGCAGAAAGGUUGCCCAUGUAGCCACUGGAUUCCGGUUGCAGGGACUGAACGAAAGUCCCCUCACUUCAAUACAGGGCCCUGGCCAGGACAGGGUCAGAGGACAGAUACAGACACAAUCUGUUCUGCUGAGCAAGGGGGCAGCCCAUCACGCCCACUCCAGGCCAGAGCUGGGUCAGGGGUGGUGGAACCACCGGAAUUUUACUGCCUUCCCGUGGAACAGCUCCCUGAACUCCUGUCUUCUGGUCCCUGGCCGUGCCCACCCGCCCUGUUAUUAAACACAUGUGGGUCUGCCCUUGAGUCCUUCCCUCACUCUAGGGCCCUGGUGGUGUAGAGAGAUGCAGCUUCUCCACCGGAGGAGACGUUCUCUCCUUGCUCAGAGCUGAGAGCUGAGGGACGGAGGCUCAGCC
Tupaia belangeri chinensis (Chinese tree shrew) is the source of this 3219-nucleotide messenger RNA. It is a transcript of the gene GAS2L2, whose product is annotated as growth arrest specific 2 like 2. The transcript is spliced from 6 exons. Gene Ontology annotation, biological process: protein localization to microtubule plus-end; actin crosslink formation; microtubule bundle formation. Gene Ontology annotation, cellular component: actin filament; microtubule plus-end; stress fiber. The record is from RefSeq and is a predicted model, not a curated record. Gene Ontology annotation, molecular function: actin filament binding; microtubule binding; cytoskeletal adaptor activity. NCBI's taxonomy places the organism in Eukaryota, Metazoa, Chordata, Mammalia, Scandentia, Tupaiidae. The coding region runs from base 166 to 2784 and encodes 872 amino acids.